ACUCUACUUACUUGAAAGCGAAGGAUGGCUUUGACCGUGUCGACGGACCUCUCAGUGAACACUAGCCCAACUCAGGUAGAGGAAAAACUACAAAACAAACAAAAAGCUCUCCGGGAAAGCAUCGAAAAGGGGGAGCCCAAAGUAUUCGGGGUUGCUCAGAUAGUAAUAGGAUUGCUGAUCAUCUCCUAUUCUAUUCCUCUGCUCUCCGCUAAGAGGACCAUGAUACUUAACUUUGGUGUGCCAUGGUGGAGUGGCUUUAUGUUUGUCAUUUCAGGCGCAGCUGCAAUAGCAUUGGAAAAGUAUGCCAACUUGAAAGCAGUCUCUGUUUGUUUGGCGGUCUCUGCUUUGACUAUUAUCAUCUCAGUUGUUGCACUUGUCCUAUACUUUGUUGACAUUACAUUAAAUCCAGAAACCAGUUGCCAAAUGGGACCGAAUGAUAUGUGUGACCACCAGUAUUAUGCCACUCAUUUUAGCACGGGUUUGAAGACAACCAUCUCCUUAGUCAGUAUGGUCCAGAUAGGAAUGUCCUCUGCUUUUACAGUUAUACUGUACAAUCAGAGGAGGAGCUUUACAGGCUAUAUGACCAUGACUGAAUGAAAUCCUGCUUAAUCCCAUGACAUUUCUGGAUUUAAAUCAGAGGUCCUUUCCACUAUCCACUUCAUAUAGCCUACAUGUGCUUUUCCUUGUUGUAUUUUCAGUAAAAUUGUAUGUGAAUUGUAUACUUUUAUAUAAAUAAUCAAAAUCAACAUAUAAAGAUUUGUAUUAUUAUUAUUAUUAAAGUUACAUUUAAAAAUGG
Messenger RNA from Carassius gibelio (silver crucian carp), 796 nucleotides. RefSeq names its product transmembrane protein 176 (gene tmem176). Bases 25 to 597 code for a protein of 190 amino acids. The record is from RefSeq and is a predicted model, not a curated record. Gene Ontology annotation, cellular component: membrane. NCBI's taxonomy places the organism in Eukaryota, Metazoa, Chordata, Actinopteri, Cypriniformes, Cyprinidae. The transcript is spliced from 6 exons.